Toxoplasma gondii ME49 is the source of this 3752-nucleotide messenger RNA. RefSeq lists its product as hypothetical. Bases 1 to 3423 code for a protein of 1140 amino acids. NCBI's taxonomy places the organism in Eukaryota, Apicomplexa, Conoidasida, Eucoccidiorida, Sarcocystidae. The transcript has 7 exons. Gene Ontology annotation, molecular function: transmembrane transporter activity. Gene Ontology annotation, biological process: transmembrane transport. The record is from RefSeq and is a predicted model, not a curated record.
AUGGGGUCGAGACUCAACGGAGAAGAGCAUGCGGAAAGCACGGCGGAGGGGAGGCACCUGAGGCAGGAAACUGAUUCUAGCUCGCGACAAGCUUGCAGUCCUUGUUCUGUCCUUUCUGUUGAGAAUGCCGAGCGAGUCGAGGUCGGUGGAUCCAAAGAACUCCCUCCUCGGAGUCAGUGUGCAUGUGGAGAGAAGGCAGCGAAUCCUGUCAGACUCGAGUGUACAGACACAUCAGAGAACGCCUGCGCCGCUCGCGGCCCCGACACGCGAGGUGUACGUACACCGGAGAAAGAGGCAUCGGCCGCUGACACCGAUCUUGCCCGACAGACGCAGGUGCCUUUGCUUUCUGAAAUGCGAAGCGCGUCAGCAGAGACCCAAGCAGACGAGAGAACGACGCGUUCGCUGCUCAACGCGACAGAGCCAGAGAGACUCCCGAGCGUCUUCAAGUGUCUGUGGCCGAGGAAACAGAGUGAAGAAGAGAGAGGAGAAGAGAGAGAAGAGAGAGGUGAAGAGCGAGGAGAAGAGCGAGGAGAAGAGAGAGGAGAAGAGCGAGGAGAAGAGAGAGGAGAAGAGCGAGGAGAAGAGAGAGGAGGCCGGAACUCGGUCUCUUGGCAUUGCCCUCUUUGCCCUCGAUCAAACAUUUGCUUGCUUCUCUUCUUCACUGCGUUUAGCACGCUGUUCUUUUCCAUGGCGCAAGGUCCCAUCUUUGACGCGUACCUAUUCGUCCUCGGAAAUGGAUCGAACCUCUGGGUCGGCGAGGCCGCGAGCAUCUCGGGGCUGACGAGUCUGCUCGUGGCGGUGCCUGUCGGAGUGGCGGUCGACCGCUUCGACCGAAGCUGCAUGUGCAAGCUCGCGGCUCUCGUGACGCUCGUCUCUUCUCUCGUCACCAGUGUGGGGUGCACGAUGGACAACGUUCCAGUGCUUCUCUUCUCUCUCGUCCUCUGGGGGGGCACUUGGGAACUCGCCAGCAGCGCGAGCUUUGCGAUCUUCACUGACUCCAUCACGCCUGCCGAGCGACCCUACUGGUUCACAAUCAAAGGUGUGGCGAGCACCUUGGCGAGUGCCGUGGGUCCGCUUUUGAUGGCGCUGUACUUUCUGGUCGAAGGCGACGAGUGGCGCCUUCCCAUUCUCCACACAGCCAUCGUCGUGGGGACGCUGCUCUGUGGACCGAGCUCCGGCCUUGUGCUCUCGCUAGUACGGAACCCAGAAGACGAACAGGCCGCCCUCGCCGCCUCGCGCUCUCCGUCGGCCUCCGUCGGCCGCGGCGCGCUAGAAGGAGAGAGAGGAAGGAGUGCAGACGGCGACAAGCGCAUAGAAUGUCCGCGCAGCAAACCGCAACGACGGCGGCGAAGCAGGGAGAGACGAGGGGAGAGAGAACUCGAGACAGAACCGGGGAGAAGGCUGGGGAGUGGAGCCGCAACGACGCAGCGGCGACGCCGAAGGUCUGCAGUAGAGUCACACGAAGGAAACGCUGCAGAUCUCCGGGAGACGAGAAAGAGAUCUUGUGAACAGAAGCAGCAAGCAUCCGUCCAGACAAGUCGAUUCUCUCUCGGCAAGAUACACCCGCUUUCAGGACCCUCUGUUGUUCGCCAUACUCGUAAAGGGCAGACAGACGACGAAACAGAAGGUCUGCUUGUCUCUUCUUCUUCUCAGUCUCCAUCAUCUUCAUCUGGUUUCCUCCGUUCGUCUUUCUCCAGCCUUCGACGAGGCGUCUCAGACUGUGCGAGAGCGAAGGGAGAGGAAACAGUCCUCCAUGCACAGGAAGGAGAAGAGCCGCUGAUGCGGAGACUGGCGGCAAAUGGCGAUGCCGAUUCUUGCUACGCAGCUUCACCUGACUUCUGUCUCCGCUGUCAGCUUCCUCUCCACCCUUUUUUUCCUUCAGACGAUACCUCGAUCGUCAGCGCUUGGCGCUCGGGGCGAGGAAACUCCUUCACAGGAUCUCUGUGCGACGCUGCAGUGUCUCAGUGCAGCACUCAGGCGCCGCCGCCGUCGCGCUCUUCCACUCCAACCUCCGACGCAUGGGGACACUGUGCUGUGGGUCUGUGCGAGAGCGGAGAGAAGCCGCCCCGUUUGCCAGAGGCGUCUCUCUCCUGCGUUGGUCCAAGGGAGUCGCUGCGGCCGCGCUGCGGCGCAGUGUGUUCCGCCGGCGCAUCGGCCGCAGAAAGGUUCGUUUCGUUCUCGCCAUCGCGCGCGGCGCUGCUCUGCACCUGCGGCAACGCGAGAGAAGAGAGAGAGCAAGCAGACUCGCCUGCCCACGGGGGCGCGCCUCUCGGAGACAGUCGCGGAGGUACUCCUCCUGUCGAAACGCUAGCCUUCGUCUCUCUCAACGCUGUCCUCCCCGAACGCAAACGGAAGCCACACAGAGACGCAGACACCCUUGCUCGGCGUCUCACAGAAACUGGAGAAGCAGGAGACGAAAGCCAAGAGGCAAGAGACGAAAAACAAGAGGCAGGAGAAGAUAUCGAAGAGGCAGGAGAAAAAGGAGGACAAGAAGCAGAUGAAGAGCUCUGGCAGCAGCAGUUGACGCGUGGACAGAGAAUGAUUCCGCUUCUCGUCGCGGCAUCCGACACAGUUCGAGCGAUUGGUGCAGGGAUGACAGUUGCCUUUUUCCCUCUGUUCUUCAAGGAAGUCUAUCACUUCGAGCCCCUCGACCUCUGCUUCUUGUCGACGACGUACGCGGUGGCGAUCGGCCUCUUCAUGCUGUUGGGGGAGCGUCUCGCCAAGAGCGUCGGUCGGGCGUCGGCUGCGGUGCUCUUCUGCCUCGGCGGCCUCUGCAUGCUCUUCUGCAUGUGCAUCGUACAACGGCUUGCCGUGAUGGUGCUUUGCUUUCUGCUUCGGGGCGCCUUCCAAAACGCCGUCAGUCCUCUUACGCGUUCCAUCAUCAUGGACUUCACACAGAAAGCAAAUCGAGGAAAGUGGAACGCAGUCGAAUCGUUCAGUUCGACCCUCUGGUCAGGCAGCGCUCUCCUCGGAGGCUUUCUUGCGAACAAAGACUACCGAUUCGCUUUCUUCGUCACUGCCAUUCUCUACUCGGUUUCUCUGACCAUCUUCCUACCUCUCCUGGUUCUCCUCCCUCCCGCUGAAGAGCUCCUUCGGAACUCUCAGAACACACAGCAGUCUGUCUAUUCCUCUUCUCCUUCCUCCUCUUCUUCCUCCUCCUCUUCUUCCUCCUCUUCUUCUUCUUCGUCCUCUUCUUCUUCCUCUUCUUCUUCGUCCUCUUCUUCUUCCUCUUCGUCUUCUCUGCGUCUCAGGGAGGAAAGUAAGGAGGUAGUUGUCUGGGUCGGCGCCGUGUCUAGCGAGCACAGUGGCUCCUGUCUUUCGGACUCGAGUUCGAGGGAUGCCGGUGCGGCCGCCAGCGAGACUGGUGCAGAAGACAGAUCCCUUGCUGCGCCGCUCUUAGGCGAAGAUGUGGAUCCCUCAUAAAUCCAGGAGAAUCUUCUCGAGCUCUUUGUCCGCUCUGUCGGAGAGGUGCCUGCAGUGUGCUCAAGGUAAAGCCGAGCAAGUGGACUAGCGAGGAUAGGAAAAAGGAGGUUUUCUCUUGCACCCGCUUCGAUUUGUCGCAUGUGCAGCCAGGGCCAUGUUGCAGGCGCAGGUCUUUUUAGGAUAGGCUUGCUUUUUCAGGCUCCACUGUCUUCUGUGGCUCUUUUGAAACAUCUCAGAUGUCUGUGCGCGUUUUCCUGAUUCGUUUCCUCAUCCUGGCCUCGCCGCAGACACUUGCUGAACUGAUUUGUCCUGCAUGGAAAUCUAGAAAG